Arabidopsis arenosa is the source of this 1286-nucleotide messenger RNA. Lineage: Eukaryota; Viridiplantae; Streptophyta; Magnoliopsida; Brassicales; Brassicaceae. The record is from the annotation of a GenBank genome assembly.
AUCGCUUCCAUCAAAAUUUGAUCUUUUUCUUCUGUUACGCGAAAGGUCUCGCCUUUACAUUUUCGCCAAUUGGGCAAAUUUACUAUUGAAGUUUUUAAAAAAUGAAGGCGAUUUUCAACCGUAGAGUCGUCGUCGACUCAUCUUCGCGUCUCACCAAGCUGCUCGCGAACCCAACUACUCAUUCUCACCCGAAUCGUCAAACUUUCACUUCGCUCUACAAACCAAACCAGAGCCGCCAUUUUCGAACACACUAUCUUCCUUCAACCCCGUCGGCUCCUCCCGUGAGCCGCUUUGACCCUUCUCAGCUAUGGCGAUCAGAGAAAAUUCGUGGGUUUUUCGCGAGCGCUUUAGGGAACAAAGCUGUGAAAUUGGGAAAUCUCGUGGAAUCAAGAGUUGGCUUCAUUGGUCCUCAGUUUCCCAAAAAGGGUUUCGAAUUCGACAGGUUUUCUGGGUUUCAAAGGCGUGGCUGGAAGCAUUGGCUUCAAGGAUUAUCAGAUCGUGACGUUGUUCUUGGAUUAGUUAUAGCUAAUACUGGUGUCUUUAUGAUGUGGCGUGUUUUCAAUCAACAAUUCAUGAUGAAUAAUUUCAUGAUAUCGUUGGAUAAUUUCACGAGUGGGCGUCUACACACUCUGAUAACUUCAGCAUUCAGUCAUAUUGAUAUUGGACAUAUCGUCUCAAACAUGAUUGGACUCUACUUUUUUGGAACCAAUAUCGCUAGAAACUUUGGUCCUCAGUUCCUUUUGAAGCUUUACCUUGCUGGAGCGCUUGGUGGCUCUGUUUUCUACUUGAUUCACCAUGCUUAUAUGGCUGCAACAUCGCCAAAGGGCCAAGGAGCUUUUGUGAGGGAUCCAUCGAGAACCCCGGGACUGGGCGCGAGUGGAGCCGUGAAUGCCAUCAUGCUGCUCGAUAUUUUCUUGCACCCAACAGCUACUCUAUACUUAGAAUUCAUCAUCCCAGUUCCCGCAAUGUUGCUUGGUAUCUUCCUCAUAGGAAAAGACAUUUUAAGGAUAACAGAGGGGAACAGUAACAUAUCAGGUUCAGCUCAUUUGGGAGGAGCUGCAGUUGCAGCCAUCGCCUGGGCUCGGAUUAGGAAAGGCCGCUUCCGCUUUUGACUUGACCUUGCUUGGUUUUGGUCAUCUUUAGAGAAAUCUUUCUUUAAAUGAUUUAAGUAACUUUGAAUCUUUGAACCAUUAACAAGAUUUGGUCUCUGCUUGGAUAUUUCUGUUUUAAGUUAAAGAUAUUAACUAUUUAAGAAAUCUUGAAGACAAGAAAUUGAAUUAUAUUGU